GAGGAGUUAACUAGUUACGAUCACGUUGUUUCUUGACCUUUCUUCCUCCCCUUAUAUUACUUGUACUACGAGCUUCAACUGUUUUGUUCCUCGAGGAAGUAGUCUACGUUCGAGGUUGAACUGUCCAGCUGUUACUUUGACUUUGAAAGACCUCACAAUAUUUCGCAAGAUGUCGUUCAAGCUUGGAAUUAUCGGUGGCACGGGCAUGGAUGACCCAGACCUUCUGGCCGGUCGCGAAGAGAAAUUCGUCGAGACGCCCUUUGGCAAGCCAUCUGAUGCUCUGAUCCACGGAACAAUUGGAGAUGUACCGUGUGUUCUCCUGGCAAGACAUGGUCGCAAGCAUACCGUCAACCCCACUAAUGUCAACUACCGUGCCAACAUGUGGGCUUUGCGUGACGCUGGCUGCACUCAUGUCCUGGUGACCACCGCAUGCGGCUCGCUUCAGGAAGAGAUCAACCCUGGCGAGAUUGUACUGCUGGACCAGUUCAUCGAUCGCACAAACCAGCGUCCUCUGUCUUGCUACGAUGGCUCCUCUCCUGCAGCAAAGGGUGUCUUCCACAUCCCGAUGGCAGAGCCCUUCUGUAAAAUCAUGAGAAAGAUUGUGGGUGAGACGGCUGCAGAGCUGAACCUAACUUGUCACGCCAGCGGCACAGCAGUCACCAUCGAAGGCCCGCGCUUCAGCACGCGCGCCGAGAGCAACGUGUUCCGCAGCUGGGGCGCUCAGGUGGUCAACAUGACCACGGUGCCCGAGGCACCGAUUGCCAACGAGCUGGGCCUGUGCUACGCCGCCAUUGCCUUGCCGACGGACUACGACUGCUGGAAGGUCAACGAAGCACCGGUUGACGUACCUGCGUGUCUGGCAGCUUUCAGGAAGCUCACUGACGGCGUCAAGAAGCUUCUAAUUGCGGUCAUUCCCAAGCUUGCUGCGUACGACUGGACGGAACGAAUGCAGGCUCUGAAAACUGCGGCCGAGACAUCGAUUGUCCCCGGAUCUGAUGUGUAAACGGAGCGUGAUCACCGAAUGCAAUGUUGCAACUGCUUUCUGGUUUUCUUAUAUUGCGGUGGAAGUGGCGGGAUGGCUGUGUGCAGUAUGUGCAUUGGCCUGGGCACGGCUCUUUGCUCCAUGCCCACGUAUCACAGUGCAUGGCCACUAGUGUUAUUUCGGCCGAUAUUUCUGAUGUUUGACAUGCAUCGUGUAAGUUGCCCCCCCCCCCCCCCCAAGCGCCCCUGGCCUUGGCUACCGAUGACUUGGACACAGCAUACGUGUCAUAUUGCAGUACACGGCCGGUGUCUCUUUCUUGCGACUCCCUUCUGACUGCCUUUAUUCUUCGUUCGGUACUGCAUGCACGUAUGUGGCUUGUCCCAAAGUGCAUUCACUGAUCUGCUCAAUUUUCCUGUCGGGCACGUUCUAUUCGUCGUAACUUAUCUUUUCCAUUGCAUGUUCAUUGAUGAGAGUAUGGUGGCGUUUAUGUACGCUGUACGUCCAAGUA
Molecule: messenger RNA, 1490 nt
Organism: Sycon ciliatum
Lineage: Eukaryota; Metazoa; Porifera; Calcarea; Leucosolenida; Sycettidae
Product: S-methyl-5'-thioadenosine phosphorylase-like
Exons: 8
Coding region: 170-1003 (277 amino acids)
Biological process (GO): nucleoside metabolic process
Cellular component (GO): cytosol
Molecular function (GO): S-methyl-5-thioadenosine phosphorylase activity
Source: RefSeq, a predicted model, not a curated record